Electrophorus electricus (electric eel) is the source of this 2049-nucleotide messenger RNA. It is a transcript of the gene acsl5, whose product is annotated as acyl-CoA synthetase long chain family member 5. Gene Ontology annotation, cellular component: membrane; endoplasmic reticulum; mitochondrion. Gene Ontology annotation, molecular function: arachidonate-CoA ligase activity. Gene Ontology annotation, biological process: positive regulation of long-chain fatty acid import across plasma membrane; fatty acid metabolic process; long-chain fatty-acyl-CoA biosynthetic process. Lineage: Eukaryota; Metazoa; Chordata; Actinopteri; Gymnotiformes; Gymnotidae. The record is from RefSeq and is a predicted model, not a curated record.
AUGAAGUGGUUGUUCGAGGUGCUUUUCUCUCCCCUCCCCACUCCGGCGACAGUCGUCCUGUUUGGCCUGGGCGCUCUCGCCCUGCUCUACCUCAACACCAGGCCCAAACCCCUGCGGCCGGCUGUGGAUCUGAACCGGCAGACUGUGGGCAUUGCGGGCGGAGCAAGGAGGAGUGGCCUUCUGGAAGGUGACGACCUGCUAUCGUAUUUACACGAGGAUGCAAGGACUCUAUAUGAAGUUUUCCAAAGGGGAUUGCAUGUCUCAGGCAAUGGACCGUGCUUGGGGUUCAGGAAGGCUGGGAGGCCAUACCAGUGGCUGAGAUACAAACAGGUGUCAGACAGGGCCGAGUACCUGGGCUCGGGGCUGCUUCACAGGGGCCACAAACCCUCGCCGGAUUCGUACGUCGGCAUCUUCGCUCAGAACCGACCGGAGUGGAUUAUCUCCGAGCUGGCCUGCUAUACGUAUUCCAUGGUGGCGGUUCCUCUGUAUGACACCUUGGGUCCCGAGGCACUGGUUUUCAUCAUUAACAGAGCAAACAUAUCUACAGUACUCUGUGACAAGCAGGACAAAGCAGAGACACUUGUUGCUAACUGUGAGAAAGACCUUACACCCAUGCUCAAAACUAUCAUCAUCAUGGACCCGUUUGAUGCUGCUCUGACGGAAAGGGCCUCAAAGACUGGAGUGGAAGUCCUGCCUCUGAAGGAUGUGGAGGCUCUGGGCAAAGAUAAUCUUCAAAAGCCAAUACCACCAAAACCAGAGGACUUGAGUAUAGUGUGCUUUACCAGUGGAACUACAGGUGAUCCAAAGGGAGCCAUGUUAUCCCAUGAAAACGUGGUCGCAGAUGCUGCCAGCUUCGUUAAGAGCUUCGAGAGCGUCUACACUCCGCUCACCACCGACGUGUCCAUCUCGUUCCUGCCGCUGGCUCACAUGUUUGAGCGGGUCGUGCAGACAGUGCUGUACGGUGCCGGUGGAAGGGUGGGCUUCUUCCAGGGUGAUGUCAGACUGCUGGUGGAUGACAUGAAAACACUGAGACCCACUGUUUUCCCAGUGGUCCCACGUCUUCUUAACCGUGUGUAUGAUAAGGUCCAGAGCGGGGCACAGACUCCAUUCAGGAAGUGGCUCCUGAACUUCGCCAUUGAAAGGAAACAUGCGGAGGUGAAGCGGGGCAUCAUCAGGAACGACAGCAUAUGGGACAGGCUCAUCUUCCGCAAAGUGCAGGAGUCUCUGGGGGGCUGUGUGCGAGUGAUAGUGACAGGGGCCGCUCCCAUCUCCCCCUCGGUUCUCACCUUCCUCAGGGCAUGCCUCGGGUGCCAGAUAUUUGAGGCAUAUGGCCAAACAGAGUGCACAGCCGGCAGUACCAUCUCCCUACCUGGGGACUGGACCACUGGACAUGUUGGCAUACCUGUUCCAUGUAAUGUGGUCAAACUAGUAGAUGUGGAAGAGAUGAAUUAUUUUACAUCGAAUAAUGAAGGGGAGGUUUGCAUAAAAGGGAAGAAUGUGUUCAGUGGCUAUCUGAGAGACCCAGAGAGGACUUCGGAGGCCCUCGACAAAGAUGGAUGGCUACAUACUGGAGACAUUGGAAAAUGGCUCCCGAAUGGGGUUUUGAAGAUUAUCGACAGGAAGAAGAACAUCUUCAAACUGGCCCAGGGCGAGUACAUUGCCCCUGAAAAGAUUGAAAAUGUUUACAUACGGAGUGCCACAGCUGCACAAGUGUUCGUUCACGGGGACAGUUUGCAGUCCUGCUUAGUGGCCAUAAUAGUGCCAGACCCUGAAGUUCUUCCUGCUUGGGCUGAGAAGCUGGGAGUUAAAGGCUCACUACAGGAACUGUGCAAAAACCAGCAAAUUAAAAAAGCCGUACUCUCAGACCUCGUCAAACUGGGCCGAGAAGCAGGACUCAAGUCCUUUGAACAAGUUAAAGAUCUGCACCUGCACCCUGAGCCAUUCACCAUAGAGAACGGUCUUCUCACUCCAACCUUGAAGGCCAAAAGAUCUGAGCUCAUUCAAUUCUUUAAAGACCAGAUCACCAGUCUCUAUGCUAACAUGCAGUAA